Molecule: messenger RNA, 1647 nt
Organism: Struthio camelus australis
Lineage: Eukaryota; Metazoa; Chordata; Aves; Struthioniformes; Struthionidae
Source: RefSeq, a predicted model, not a curated record
GGUUUCCCCAAUAGAAAAACAGAAAAGAUGUUGGAUAUUAAGGCUUGGGCUGAAUACAUUGUGGAGUGGGCUGCAAAGGACCCAUAUGGCUUUCUUACUACGGUGAUCCUGGCCCUUACACCAUUGUUCAUAAUUAGCGCAGCACUGUCGUGGAAACUUGCAAAAAUGAUUGAGGCCAGGGAGCGAGAGCAAAAGAAGAAACAGAAACGCCAGGAAAAUAUUGCAAAAGCCAAACGAACAAAGAAGGAUUAAUUGGGCAAAAAUGCCUUCCUUGUAUGAAGAAUCAACCUCUUUUUUAAAUGAAGCACUGCUGUAUGUUAUGUUUUCUGUUGUAACUUUCAAUACUUGAUCCUAUGAUUUCUUGAAGUUUGAAAUUUAACUCCUGAGAUAUUAUUUCUGCUGAAAUGAUUUGUCUUAAAGUUUACAUGGCACUUGAUACCACCACUUCUUCUACUACUUGUGUACUAAUGCAACUUGCUUUUCUAAAUGUGCAUGUUAAAUUCAGAAAUAAAUCUGCUGGGUGGGGGUGGAUAUUUUUUCCUUAAUUGAGCUAUUACUUAACAAUUGUCUUAAAUGUGUCAAUUAAAUUAUGGGAAAAAUGUAAACUGAUUCCUUAAUGCUGUGAUCUCUGGUUCCUUGUAUAGCAAGUCACUCUCUUUAUUUUUAUUGCUGUAGGAACUUUCUGCAGCAGUAGUCUGUGGUGUGCUUACAGACAUUUGUAGUUCAUGGCAAACAGGAUUACAGAAAGGCAAGUUUUGGCAUACCUGUGGCAGACAAAAUAACUCCAAAGUUUUGCAGUCUGCUAGCAUAUCUUACUGAUUUCCUUUAAGGACCCUUCAUCUGAAGUAAAAAUAUUAACACAGAUUCAAUGAUGAUGAGCUUUGGUCCCACAGAGGUAGCUUAUUUCAUGGUGGGGCUUGUCUGCACAGAGAAACUAAACUUUGCUUUUUCUAGUUCCUGAACUAACAGCCAUCAACAGUCUUUUUAGAGUCUAAACUCCAGGAAGCUGGUGGUUGUUCCUGACAUCUUAAAAUGUUUCAGGCCACUCGUGUUCUACAAAAUAUGCUACUUUUUUUGUUUGUUUGUUUUCCCUAAUUAUCACCCGAACACUCUAGCUAUAACCUGUUUCUGCCUUCAGAAACUUUUUAUGCCUAAAAGAACAGCCAUAAAUGGGGUCAGACCAAAGGCCCACCUGGCCUAGUAUCCUGUGUGUUAGUGGCCUAUAGUAGAUGGUUGUGGAACAGUAUAUGAGGAGGAUAUGCACAUUGGUGAUAAUUCCUGCCAUUUUCUAACGUUCUAGCUACAUGUGAUUUAGGACCUUCUGAGUUUAGGUUUUUUUUGUUGUUGUUCUCAUAGCCCUUGGAACUCUGCUGAUCUCCAGGUUGCAAAAAGUUGGCAUUGUGAAAAAGUCCAAAUUGGCUUAUGUUGUAAAUAUGCCAAAGUUAUUUAACCUUAGUUUCAAUUCAUUUUUAACAGAAAUGAUUAGUUUUUCAAAGCUUAAGGUUCAUUAUUAGUCUAGUUCUAAAGAGGCUGUGGCAGUCAUUAGGUUAUUAGACUCAGCAUGUCUCUAAACAGCAGCACAUAGUUGUGCUUUCCAGCAUUUAGUCCAUUCAUCAUGUGUGUUUUCUAAAAAAAAAAAAAAAAAAA